Cyprinus carpio (common carp) is the source of this 1211-nucleotide messenger RNA. RefSeq names its product transcription initiation factor TFIID subunit 11-like. Gene Ontology annotation, cellular component: nucleus; transcription factor TFIID complex. Gene Ontology annotation, molecular function: protein heterodimerization activity; transcription coactivator activity. The record is from RefSeq and is a predicted model, not a curated record. NCBI's taxonomy places the organism in Eukaryota, Metazoa, Chordata, Actinopteri, Cypriniformes, Cyprinidae. Gene Ontology annotation, biological process: transcription initiation at RNA polymerase II promoter; RNA polymerase II preinitiation complex assembly.
GAAACGGACCGGAUAUUGUCGUGAUUACUGAGUCUGAGCGCAGUCUGUCGACUCGAAAACAUCUCUUUAAGCGUGUUUAUAAACCUGUUUCCAACGCGGCUGUCCGUCUGAGGUGUGUUAUUAGAUGAAGCCAGUGUUUGUUUACACAAUAAACGGCUGUUUGUCCUUUCUUGUAACGCAGCAUGGCGGACCCGGCCCGUGUGAGGCCCGAAGCGGGGAGACCCGAGCCGGGCGAGGGGUCCUGCAGCAGCACCUCCUCUGAGCCCGCCGCGAAACCCGUGAGUCCGCUUGAUAUUCACAAAGACUUGAAAUCAUUCGAUAGAAAGCUUUCAGUCAUGAUGGAUCUGUCUGUGCUUCAGAGAUCUGCUGCUGCUGCUGAAGAAGAGGAAGAGGAGGGAUCUUCAUCACUUCACCCUUCUCCUGCCAAAAAACUGAAAAUGGAGCAUGACAAGAAAAAGGAGAAGCGGCAAAAAGUUGAUGAAGAUGAAAUACAAAAGAUGCAAGUUUUAGUUUCAUCAUUCUCUGAAGAACAGCUGAACCGCUAUGAGAUGUACAGACGCUCGGCUUUCCCAAAGGCAGCCAUCAAAAGACUGAUUCAGUCCAUCACGGGAUCUUCUGUGUCUCAGAAUGUGGUCAUUGCUAUGUCAGGGAUAUCGAAGGUGUUCACCGGGGAGAUUGUGGAGGAAGCUCUGGAUGUGUGUGAGAAGUGGGGAGAUAAGCCACCUCUGCAGCCCAAACACAUGAGAGAAGCUGUCAGGAGACUGAGGAGCCGAGAGCAAAGUCCCAACACCAAACACAAACACAUCCUCUUCCACUGAGUCCCUCAUAAUAAUAAUAAUUAUCAUCAUUACUUUUACAUUUCUGGUGUGUUUGGAAUGGGCUGGUGUUGUCUUCAGGUCAAGAGGUUUACAGUAGAGGAUGCAGUAUACAUGAUAUCUAGUCCACAGUCUGUCCUCCGGAGCAAGAGUCCAAAUUAAAAAUAACAUCACAACGAUAAAUUCAUGUUAAUGGAGGUAAAUAUUGCACUGGCUGUAACUCAAAUGUCUGGACUAACUGUCUCUUUUCUCACUGCAUAUGUUUUGUAACGUCUGGUUUAUUUUGAAAACUCUGCAGAUACGUUAUGUGUAAUUAUGUUGUGCGCAUGGAAAUAUAAAAUGUAAUCUUUUCACUAUUCUUUGAACGAAUUAAAAAAUUUAAUAUUUUUAACAGAA